This is a messenger RNA of Cyclopterus lumpus (lumpfish), 2540 nucleotides long. It is a transcript of the gene itpka, whose product is annotated as inositol-trisphosphate 3-kinase A. The record is from RefSeq and is a predicted model, not a curated record. Lineage: Eukaryota; Metazoa; Chordata; Actinopteri; Perciformes; Cyclopteridae. The transcript has 7 exons. Gene Ontology annotation, biological process: inositol phosphate biosynthetic process. The coding region runs from base 439 to 1818 and encodes 459 amino acids. Gene Ontology annotation, molecular function: inositol tetrakisphosphate kinase activity; inositol-1,4,5-trisphosphate 3-kinase activity. Gene Ontology annotation, cellular component: nucleus; cytoplasm.
AGAACCAAAUUGUUAUCUUGUAAAGCUGCAUUUUGAUUUAAAUCUAUAGUUUAAUAUCAGGUAUAGUGUCGUAGAUCAGACAAAAGCAAGUCUGUAACCACACAACUGAACCUGUCAGCAGGUUUAAUGUUUCAGUCAGGAAGCGAGAAGCGCAACGCGGAAGAUAAUGCGCUCUGUUCACGUGUGUGGGUGUGCCGGCGCGCACAGAUACGCCGCGUAGGAGCGCGCGCCACACCAGAGAGGGGUCUCCCUUUGCAACAGGACGGCUUUUUAAUGUGUGAAAAAUUCGGACAACAAACAACAAGGAAGUCCCGCAGAGGAAUUUCAUACCUAAAGUCAAAGUAAACUUUCUGAAAGGGAAAUGACCAGAUUUGAAGAUUAAAGUGAAUCACCUCUGCGCCUCUCCUCGUGCGUCCUUGCGACGGAUUGAAGUCUCCAAUGCCCAAAGGGUACCGGAGAAAGAGCUCCAAGGACUUCGGGGCUUCUGGAACUGUAAUAAAUGAGGGAUCGCGUGUAGAGCGACGAGCGUCCGGUAAGACUUCUCAGACUGACGAUGAUCUCAUUCAGAAAGCUGCUCCAAGCGUCCCGCCAGCCGCACUCGGAGCGCCGACUGUGAUGGAUGCGCCCCUGGUCCCGCAGGUCACCAUCACCCCGGAGGGUGGCGGCUCCUCCCGGGAGAUGCAGCACGAGGACUGGGAUGAUGCUGCGGACGGUACCCUGCGCAGGAAACUGUCCAACUCGUCCAUCUCCUCCACGGGGUCCUCUCCUGUGGAGUCCGAGGAUGAUUUACUCAGCGACAACGAGAGCAAAGGCAUCGUUACUUUAGAGCCUCUGGUGGACACCGGAGAGAGCAAGUCGUGGUGGAAGUUGAAGACAGUCGUCCAAUGGCCCUUCAGUGCUACGCAGAGGCGAAAACUGAACUGGGUUCAGCUAGCCGGGCAUAAAGGUAACUUCAAAGCAGCGGAUGAGGGCACCAUCCUGAAGAAGUUCUCGGAAAACGAGAGGCAGUGUUUUGAGAAGCUGAGGGAUGGGGAUGAUGCGCUGCUCCCAUUCGUGCCCAGUUACCACGGCACUGUGGAAAAAGAUGGAGAGUUCCACCUUCAUAUGACUGACCUGCUGGUGAACUUUGACCUUCCCAAUGUCAUGGACUGCAAGAUAGGAGUGAGGACAUACUUGGAGGAGGAGCUUGUUCGUGCAAGGGAGCGACCCAAGCCGAGGGAAGACCUGUACAAUAAAAUGAUGGAGGUGGACAGCGAAGGCCCAACUUCCCAGGAGCAUUCCCAACGAGGCGUCACCAAGCCUCGCUACAUGCAGUGGAGGGAGACCAUGAGCUCCACCAACACACUGGGCUUCAGGAUAGAAGGAAUCAAGAAAUGUGACGGUACGUGUCGGACUGACUUCAAGAAAACCAGGUCGAGGCAGGAUGUCAUCCAGGUGUUCAGGGACUUUGUCGGAGAGAACGUGAACAUCUUAAAGUCUUACCUGAGCAGACUGACGGAGAUCCGACAGGCCCUGAAGGCAUCACACUUCUUCAGGAAGCACGAGGUCAUUGGCAGCUCUCUCCUCUUCAUCCAUGACCACACCUGCAAAGCACAGGUCUGGAUCAUUGACUUUGGCAAGACCACGCCGAUGCCAGAGGGCCAGAUGUUAAACCAUAACGUUCCCUGGCAGGAAGGCAACCGGGAGGAUGGCUACCUGUGGGGGCUGGAAAACCUCAUCCACACACUGGAGUCUGUAAGCAGAGAAGACACAGGCGAAGAAACCUUUUGCUCAGAUGCAAAAGAAAAUACCCAAACUACCGAAACAGAUGAUCAGUGACCUUUGACCUGGAGAUGGGUGAAAGGAAGUCAAACUAUUUUAAUGGUCACCACAGAGAGACCGUUUGGGAAAUGUAAUAAAUGUUGAUGUGCUUUGGGGUGCUCGAUGAUAAAUGUAACAAAAAUUGCAGAAAUGUUAAAAAAAAGCCCAAGAGCAGCUUCAUAAAGCUACUGACAGAAAAGACACCAUAGACACUGAAGAGAGAAGCAGAGAGUUUGUCACUAGUUACUGAACGACUGAGCAAAUGAACUGACACUAAUUCAACUUCAGAUAAAAUUAACAGAAGUGAAAGUGUAAGGACCCUCAAAUUCAGGGAGUAAAGGAAAUGCUCAUGAAAUGUAAAUUAAAGCAAGGAGAGAGUCCUCAGUCCUCCUUAUUACGCUCUCACCUUCAGCUCUGACAACACCUCUGUAGGUGUAAUAUUAAAAGAGUAAUUCAAUGCAGUAGGAAGAUCAAAGAACUCCCAGUCAUAUAACUACAACACAUAGCAUAUUGUAAAUAUAGUACUGCAUACUGUAUAAUCAUGAGUGUAUUAUCUGUGACACUGUUCUGACAAACUCUUUUAUUGUAAAUCAAUUUAUAUUUCUUUCACUGAUUUGGUUCCUGUAAUCAAACUUGUUAUUUAGCACUUUUUGGGGUCUUUUUCAGAGACGUUGUGAAAAGGAAAAAUAUAUGAAAAUGUACUUGGAAUUAAAAUGGGCAAAUACUGUUCUUUUUUUAAA